Messenger RNA from Penicillium robsamsonii, 561 nucleotides. RefSeq lists its product as uncharacterized. Bases 1 to 561 code for a protein of 186 amino acids. Lineage: Eukaryota; Fungi; Ascomycota; Eurotiomycetes; Eurotiales; Aspergillaceae. The transcript has 2 exons. The record is from RefSeq and is a predicted model, not a curated record.
AUGGUCUCCUUGCUUGAGCUACCAGCCGAGAUUCGCCUGAUGAUAUACACACAUGUACUAAAGCCAAAUGAAUAUGUGAAAAGCUAUCGAAAGCUGCCAGACCUUUGGUCAUCGCCCGACCGUGGUCCUCUUUGCACCAUUCCUCGGCCUUAUGUGAAGCGAUAUACACCAUCUAUUCUUCUUCUCAACAAAAAGAUCACUACAGAGGCUCUUCACUAUCUAUAUCGAAUUCCACUCAACCUUUACGGCACACCAAGCACGUAUUUCGUCAUGCGUCAGAUGGAUAUCACAGAAUUCAUCAGCGAGCAUUAUCUGCAGAGAAUCCAUCAUGGUGUUCUGCGACUAAAUGGUGCCAACAAGCAUUUUGUCCUCUCGCUUCUAGACAUAUGGGGUGCCGAGAACCGGCUGGAACGACUCGAUGUGUAUCGCUCCAAGACUUGGCUUGACAGUCAACACUGGAAAGUUGUAGAGAACAGACUCGGGACCUUCUCGAGUAUGUUUCCGGUUGUAUUCCACGAGGUCGAUGACCUGUCUCAGGUGAAGGCCUCCGAGGCUGUUUAG